UGCAACAACCACCAUAUAGUUUAUAGUUAUAAUAAAAUAAUACUACUCAAUGACAUUAAACGGUAAAUUUUAUGACUCAUAUGCUGAUGAAGCAUCAUGCAGACCAAUUUCAAAAUUUAAACUUGAAGAUGAACCAAAUGACCCAGAAGUUAUAAAGAAUUUAAUUUUGGAUGAGUUAUUACUAGAUGGUAAUGCAAAACAAAAUUUAGCAACAUUUUGUCAAACUGAUCUCGAAAAAAAUGUGCACGAAAUAAUGGAUAAAUGUAUAGAUAAAAACAUGAUCGAUAAAGAUGAAUAUCCACAAACUGCAGAGAUAGAGAAUAGAUGUGUCAACAUUAUUGCUGAUUUAUGGAACUCACCAAAUCCUACAGGUACUAUUGGAUGUUCAACUACUGGUUCAAGUGAAGCUGCAAUGUUGGGUGGUUUAGCAUUGAAAUGGAGAUGGAGAGAACAAAGAAAGAAAGAAGGUAAACCAACAGAUAAACCAAAUUUAAUUACUGGACCAGUUCAAAUUUGUUGGCAUAAAUUUGCACUUUAUUUCGAUAUCGAAUUAAGAGAAAUCCCAAUGGAACAAGAUCGUUACUUAAUGACACCUGAAGAGGUUUUGAAAAGAGUUGACGAGAACACCAUUGGUGUUGUACCAACUUUAGGUGUUACCUUUACCCUCCAAUACGAAGAUGUCAAGAGUAUUAGUGAUGCAUUGGAUCAAUAUCAAAAAGAAACUGGUAUCAAUAUUCCAAUUCACGUCGAUGCUGCUAGUGGUGGUUUUGUUGCUCCAUUUAUUCAACCAAAUAUCAUUUGGGACUUUAGAUUACCACGUGUAAAAUCCAUCAAUGCAUCAGGUCACAAAUAUGGUUUAUCACCAUUAGGUGUAGGCUGGGUUAUAUGGAGAGAAAAAGAAGAUUUACACAAUGAUUUGGUUUUUGAAGUCGAUUAUUUAGGUGGAUUAAUGAAAACCUUUACAUUAAACUUUUCAAGAUCUGCAGGUCCUAUCGUAUCUCAAUACUAUAACUUUAUUCGUCAUGGUAGAAAUGGAUUUGCAAAGAUUCACAAUGUCUGUGUUGGCCAUGGUAUAUUUAUAGGUGAACAAGUUAGCAAAUUAGGUAUUUUCGAUAUCAUUUAUGAUGGUAAAACAGGUCUCCCAGGUGUUGCAUGGACUUUAAAGAAGGAUGCCAAAGUUAAUUUCAAUUUAUACGAUCUUUCUGAAAGAAUGAAGAUUAGAGGAUGGCAAGUUGCUUCAUAUUUAUUAAAUAUUACAGAAAAAAACAUUGUUAUUCAAAGAGUAUUAGUUAGACAUGGUUUUAGUCGUGAUAUGGCCCAAUUGUUUAUUGAUGAUUUAAUUCGUAGCAUAGAUUAUUUACAAAAACAUCCAUUGGCUUCAAAUAUUGAUCAUGCUGAUGGUCAAAGCUUUCAUCAUUAAAAAAUAAAUAAAAUAAACAAAAUAAAAAAAUCAUUUAGUUUUAUGGUUUUCUUUUCAAAUAUUAAAAAAACAAUUUUAAAUAAAUAAAGUUAAAAAAAUUUUAAUU
Messenger RNA from Dictyostelium purpureum, 1526 nucleotides. RefSeq lists its product as uncharacterized. Gene Ontology annotation, molecular function: glutamate decarboxylase activity; pyridoxal phosphate binding. Bases 50 to 1420 code for a protein of 456 amino acids. The record is from RefSeq and is a predicted model, not a curated record. Gene Ontology annotation, cellular component: cytosol. Gene Ontology annotation, biological process: L-glutamate catabolic process. The transcript is spliced from 2 exons. NCBI's taxonomy places the organism in Eukaryota, Evosea, Eumycetozoa, Dictyosteliales, Dictyosteliaceae.